Molecule: messenger RNA, 1428 nt
Organism: Mytilinidion resinicola
Lineage: Eukaryota; Fungi; Ascomycota; Dothideomycetes; Mytilinidiales; Mytilinidiaceae
Exons: 1
Coding region: 1-1428 (475 amino acids)
Source: RefSeq, a predicted model, not a curated record
AUGGCUGAUGACCACGGCCAGCGGAGCCUCUGGCGCAAAUACAACGCCUUGGUCGCCCGCAACGAGGCCGCCGAACGCGCGCUUCGGGACUCGAACCGCGCUGCCGAAGCCUCGGUGCGCGCUCAGCUCACAGAAGCGUUUGGUCAGAUUUCUGAGCCUGCAGCUCCGACUGCCAGAGCCUCGACGCGGGCAGUCACACCGCGCCAUGCCAAUAGCGUUCAGACUCCUCCAGCGGGCCUAGAACUUCCAACCCCGCGGCAUGUCACUAGCACUGCGGGCCCUCCCCCAGCUACGCCUCCAGUCACGCCGUAUCACGUCUCCCGUUCCGGUCAUGGGUUCAGCAAUGCAGCCUCUGAGCGCGCUUCGACGGUCGCGCCAGAAGAGAUCGAAAUCCUCGACAUGGAUAUCGAUUCCGACCGCCAUAUCGAAGAGGCUGUUGAUCUCGAGCGCGCAGGACAGGCCAAUCCCACGGCCAACACCAAUGACACUACCGACCCCGUCAAAACGGAAGAGUCUGCUCCUGUGAUCGUCCAGGGAGGUGAAGUGGUCGACUUAUGCGGUUCCAACACAUCAGACGAAGAAGAAGAGGGCGUGGAGCUGGAGGUUGUGGAAGAGCCCAGGACGCCGGUCAAACCACCUCCAAGUCUUGCGAGGCAUUUCUCGAGGUUUAGGGGUGAUCCUGUUUCUCCUAUGUCUCCCACGCCUGUAGCCUCGACAUCUGAGCAAGCGAGCGGAACUCAGGCUCAGAAUGAGAAGAGCGCCGUCGCUCCAACCCAGUCUCAAUCAUCCACCGCAUUGACAACUCAGAAAGCGGGUGAGAGCACCGCAAGCAGCCUCAAGACCAAGCCCGCUGCAUCGGCGUCAGCGGCCGGAAGCUCGAAUGCUACCAACCCCUCAACUCCCAAACCUGCCCGCAAGCGCGCCGCACCAGAGAUAGUCAACAUCAGCGACGAGGAUUCCGACUACGCGCCCCAAGACAGCCCUCCGCCUCCGCCGAAACGCCCACGUCCAGCUGCAGCGGCGAAGAAAAACGUCACGAUAGCGAGUCCGCUCGUCACCCCAUCUAGCAACAGUAAGAAAUCUGGCUCCGCCACUCCUACGUCCGCCCUCUCGAAGAAGCGCGGUCCCGGCGUCAUGAAGCCGAUAUUCUCCCACACGCGCAAAGCAUCCCACCCCACGCUCCACGACCCGCUGAGCACCGGCGCGAACAUGCGGAUGCGCACGGCGCUGAUGGCGCCGCCACCUCUGGGGGGUAGGGUACAGCGCGUCGCCGCCACGAAGGCGCGCCAGAUGACCGGGUUGGUGGUUAGGGAGGAGGCGAGGAUGAGGAAGAUGAGCGACGAUGCGCUCAUGGAUGAGAUAGAGGAUGGGCGAGUGGUGGGGAGGCUGAGCUUAGAGCCGCCGGCAGGUAGGAGGCGGGGGCAAUGA